CGUGAAGCCGGAAGCAGCGUGUUGACAAGUCAUCAAUGUGAUUUUGUGCUGGAGUAAAGGAUACAGCUGGUUCUCCAAUAUAAUCAUACUGGGAGGUCUGGUGUAGACAUGGUGAGUAUUGUGUUAAUACAUGUACAAAUUUGAAAACUAAAUAAAGCAACCAGGGGACAUAUCUGACAUGCAGCCUUCCAAGGCUUUGAUAAAUAUGUGUGUUUAGUGCAAUAGGAGAGGCUCCCAUGCUGUUUAGGGAAAUCAGGGGUGUUACAUUGUGCAGCUAUACACUUCAUAUACAAUGUUUUAUCAAGAAAUUAAUUUAAUUUAUCUGGACAUUAAUAAACAAAGAGAAUUGUAAAAGGUUUUGUGUGUCAACUGCAAUGUGCUAUAUUCAUGUCUGACUUGUGAUUUUAUUUUUCCAUCACUAAGUUUUAAAUCCUUUUAGAUUAUUGACAUAUCAGCGCCGUCAUAAUAAGAGAUAUUCCUAAAUGUUGGGAGUGAGUGCAGCCCUGACGGAACUGACUUUUAUUGCAUUCAAUAUUUCUUAAUUAUUUAGCCAUUUAUUAAAACUUCAAUUCAUAAAUGUUACUACGAGCCAUUUAUUCAUUAAAUAAAGAAUUGAUCAAGGAAUUGCAAACUGUAGGCUUAAUUAUCCAUCUGGGAAAAAAAUAUAUAUAUAUAUAUAUAUCUGCAACUGGUUAUUUACUGUAACUAAUAAAGACCUUUUUAAAUAUUCUGCACAUUGGGAUGUGUCUGAGAGUACCAGUAUAGAGAAUAAAUGGAUGUUUCAACUCCGGAAUAAGAAACUGUGAUAAUGCUGUAAAUACAUCUUUACCAUAAUCUGGUUAUUUAUUUUUUAUAUAAUAUUUCCAGGUUGGUAUAGAAGCUUCGAGCAUCCUUUUUAGAACAAGAGGCGGACUGAACCUCUCCUUCCCCCUGACAGCUGCUGAUGGUAUAUGUAAUAUUAUGUAAAAUUAAUGAUAUAAAGUUUACUGUACACAGUCUACACCAGUUAUGGUGAGCCUAUUUGCACAGGUGCCACUUCUGACAUUCAGUAGCCUCUGAGGUGGCAUUUAGUGUUUCAUAAAGGGUGUCCGUAAUUGUUUUAUGCUAGCAGCACAUAAUGCCCCAUGGCUUCAUCAUCAGGCGACCUCCUGGUAAUUGCUUAUAUCAAGUUAUCUAAAGCACCUUUCAACUGGGCUUGACAAAUUUGCUUUGACUCUAGGAGACAGUUUUUGUUUUUGUUUUUUUUAGAACAAAAAUGCAAUUCUUAAAGGAACACUAUAAUCACCAGAACCACUACAGCAUAAUGUAGUUAUGGUGUCUAUAGAUUGUCCCUGCAUGCUUUCCAAUGUAAACACUGCCUUUUUAGAAAAAAGGCCUUGUUUACAUUUCUGCUUAGUAACAUUUUUAGAGGCCGUUACUCAAACGGCCACUAGAGUGUCUCCACGUUCUGCACUGAACAUUUCCCAUAGAGAUGAUUUGAUUGUGCCGCAUUUUGCAAUGCUUGCUUAAUAGCUUGACUGAGAUAAUCAAGACUGAUCAUUUCAGCUAUGGAGGCGGGCCAGUUGCAGUGAAAAUCGCACAAUGUUGGGGGGGGAAACGGAGAGUAAAAACACAGUUGUCAUGCGAUCAGAGGGGGGUUGGUGACCUAAACAUACAUAUUCACUGACACACAUUGGCAGACAGACACACACAAACACACUGAUACACAUAUAUGAGCACACACAUACUGACAUACACCCAUUCUCACACACUCACAAAAUAUUUUUUUUUUUAUACACUCAAAUAGAUGCACAAAGAUUCAUAGAUACACACAAAUACACAUACAGAUAUGCACAAACAAAAAUAAAAUACAUAUAUUUAGCCACCUGCCUGUGUCCUACCUUUUGGGUGCAGGAGGGUGCCUUCCUUGAGGUGGCUGGUUGCAGUUCUAUGCGUGCCGAGAGGAAGUGAAAGGAACUAUAAUUACUUCCUCCAGGCGCGGAGGUCACGUAGGUGAGUGGGCGGGCCACCAGAUCUGCAGCAUGGGGGCAGGAGAAGACCCACUCUGUGGAAUGGGGGCGGGAGGCGAGAAGAGCCACCUUUACGCGGUACCCUGCCAGCUUACAAUUUUACUGCACGGCCGGGAGGAAAUAAUUACAGAUUCCUUCACUUCCUCCCAGCGCGCAGUUAGCUUCACGCGGAUGGAGGAAACAGCCUGACAAAUCCACAGGACAAAAUUCUUAGUCACCAUGACGACCUGGCAUCUGGCAUUUGUUGAACCCUGCUUUACAAGAGCAAAAUCAUGCAGGAGAGGGCAACCCCACACAUUAAGGGUAAAUUUAUUGAAGAGGAAUGGCAGAAAAAAUGAGUGACAAUUCACUGCAGAUGGUCAAAUAAGAUGUUCUUAUAUUAAAUGUGUUUGUCUUGGGGCUUGUUUGCUAAUAGAUUUGAUUUAGUUUUUUUUUCUUCCCGUGAUGUAGAAACCUCUGCAAAAAAGGCCCUGGUUGGAGCACUUAAUGAUCUAUCAGCAAAACUAUUGUCUGAUUCACUGGUGUUGCACAUAUGUAACAGUUCUCUGUAUAUUUGGCCCAAUGCUGGCACAAGCUCCUCCUCCUCAGAGUGGACAGACGAAUCACAAUGCAAAGACAUUCUUAACUUCAUAACGUGAGUAAAAAGCUAAAGAAUUUCAUCAAACACAUGUGAGUCGAUUAUUGAUUUAAAUGAUCAUUUGCUUGUUUCAGGAUUGACGAUGAGGAUUCAAGGAGAAAGAGCUCUAAAAAGAAAGAGAGGAAGUUACCACAAGACAUGGUAGGGAACAUACAGUGCAUAUUUUCCUGGUUUUUACAGCAAAGCACAAAAUACUAUAAUCUACUUCACAACCCACACUGCACUUAUACCUUAGUAGCUAAGGUGGCAUAUACCUUUUGGGUUUUGGUUGCCAGUGAGCAUCCAGAGUGGUCCAAGUCCCAAGAAUUCAAUUAUUGACCAGAAUACAGCAAGAAACAAAUAACUUGUAACUGUCUGGAUUGGAGUUCUAAUAGUUCUUCAAAAUUGUAACUGCUUUAAAGACCAAAUACUAUUAAAGUGGUUCUGAGUUUAGUGGUAAUCCUUAUUCCCUUUACACCCUCACAGCCAUGUAUAUUCACGGUUACACAUUGCAGGUUAAUGUAAAUAUAUUUCAUAUAGCCAAAGAAGCUGAAUGUGCCUUCCCUUGUAUAUUAGAGCUGUUUAAUCCUGCAUAGAAAUGUGCCAUUUACAUCUCUCAAACAGUCAAUACCUGAUCCCUAAAAAAGAGGGUGACCGGGGGGAGGGAGAACAGGCAUUACAGGGAACCCUAACUUUUAUUAAAUCCAAGGUAGUAUUAAAAGAGAUCAAGACAGUAAACGGCCACUCCGGUAGGAUCAUUGUAGGGGACCUAUGGCAACAAAAUCAACGGUAGGAAACAGGUGCUAAGAGUAGGUACGAAUAAAGGACAGAGAAAGAGCUGAACAAACCACCUUCCGAAACUACACAACCCCCCCGCACCCCUCACCACCUCCAAAAAAAAAAUGUUAAUAAGUAACCACCAAUAAAAUAGGGAAGGGAUAUAGGUAGUUAGAUGAGAAGCAUCAAAAUAAGCAAGCCUAUAAAUUAUGCAUGGCUCAGAUAUUUGCUUUAUUAAGCCACCUUCCUCAAAUCCUGUCCCUAAUCGCCUGCUUUUUAAUUAUAGGGUUUGGAUUCUGCACUAGAUCGAACAUUAAAACACGUCUUAUUGGGUGUUACGGCAAGAAAUCAGUAUGCCCCUUUUAGUUCCUCUCUUUCUGUGAUCGGGAAUUUGUUACCUUAAGUCCCCUACAGCAAGCCUACCAGAGUGUCCGUUUACUGUUCUUUUGAUCUCUUUUAAUACUACGGGUCUGGUAUUUGUUAACUUUUUGCUUACUAGGGUCCCCCCUGUUUGAAGGAGCACAGUGGCAAGUGACUUUGCGGCAACUCUCUGCAAGCUUUUGAUAGAUUUCUGGGCUGUAGAACUUUUUCACAAUAUGUUUUUUAUUUAUUUUACAAAUUACGUCUCUCUCCCCCUCUUUCCCCUCUAGACAAUGGGUCUACUACAGUUGUUUUAGGUACAUUUUAAUUGCUAGAUUCUAACCACCGGGAAGGAUGGAGGUAGGAUUCUGUCCUCACUGAGUAUACACGAUGGGUAUUCUUGCAGGUUGUGCAAUAUCCUGUAUAAUACAGAUAUUUAGUGUAAUGGUGCAUUCUGCAUAUGUGUAUUAUGUCUGUGUAAACUCAGUUGUGUGUGUGCAAAUGCCAUCAUUUCUGUUGUACCCAUUGUUUCCAUAGCUAUAUUUUUUUAUAUUUUGUAUUUUUUAUAUAUAUAUAUAUAUAUAUAUAUAUAUAUAUAUAUAUAUAUAUAUUAUGUACCGUUGGAUUUCCAAUAAUAUUUUUUUAGUUGAAUGCAAAUAAGAUUAUUUUUUUUCUUCGUAUUAUUACAGCAGCAUAUUGUCAAUAUCAACAUCAUGUUUGAGACGUCCACUUCUUCUAAACCUUCUGCACCCGUAAUUAAACAGGAAAUAAAAAGUCAUCAUCUUGUGAACCUGACCCUACCUAUGGAUUCAGUAGUUACAGUCUCCACAGAGGAAACCUGGGGGAAGUAAGUAACAUUCAUCAUUUGAUUUGUGUUCCUCGGUAGCUGCUCUUUGGAAAUAUUUCUGCAUCUCUAGUUUUACUUUGAUCAUCGUUGUUAUUAAAAUGUCUGCAAGGUACUUUGAAUCCAGUACAUUUUAUCUGUCAUUUUUCAUCUCUCAUAUAGUUGAAUUCAUCACGAUCAGCAUGCAUUAAAAUCUCAUAAUAAUACCAAUAUAAUGAACUCCCUAUUUAGAUCAAAACACAGUGUUUUAUUAUAGGCACAGUAGAAAUUGCAAUUUAAAAAUGCUCUGAAGAAUGUUUUUACAAGAUAAAGGGCAUCUUUAAAAAGAGUUUAACUGAAACCAUUCAUGAUACUCUCCCUGCAUUUUAUAACAUUUGGGAUAUCAAGCUAAAGACUAUGCCUCGCAAUCUUAGUCAUACUCUAAAUGUCUUUUAAUAGACUAGACUCAUCUGGUGGUUCCCUGUCCCUCCUCUUUCCAUCCCCUUCUUCUCUGCUCCCUACUUUCUCCUUUCCUUUAACCUGAUUUGUUCUCUAUCUGAAAAAUUGAGACGUCUGUGCCUCCUCUUAUUUCUAUUUGCCUUCAAUCUGAAUGAUCCUCAUCUCUCUUAAAUACAGAUGUUUAAAAAAAAAAAAAAAAUCAUUCUACUAAAGAGCAUUCCAAAAUAUUUGGAUAUUCUAAAAGCUCCCAAAUAUAUGAUUGUUCAUAUUCCUUGUUGUAAGGAUCAGAAGACACAAGGGCUUGCUGAAAAUAAAGAGUGAAUGAUGGUCUUGGGGGUAGCUGGGGGUUUGAAAACCAUAUUUUAUUCUAUUAUAGACAAUUUAUGCAGAGACUUUAAGUGAAAGAAGUGUUUCUUGGUUUGCUAGUAACCUGGCUAAACAUUUUGCGCCAUCUACAGGCAAUGUAGUAAUUUUCUAGGAAGGCCCAGUUAUAGAGAUUUGCAGUAAUCCUAGUGUUAUGACAUACACACAUCUAAAUCUUUAGGAGAAAUUAGGUGUUUAAUCCGAACUAUGGCCUUGAUUUUUAAUAUUUUUCUACAGUAUUUCAAAUAAUUUUAAUAUUUUUAGAUUACAUUUUAAUACUGUUUAUUAAUAUAUUUUCAGAUUUUAAUAUAUUUUGUGUGUGUGUGUGUGUGUGUGUGUAUAUAUGUAUAUAUAUAUAUAUAUAUAUAUGGUUUUUUUUAAAUUUUUUUUAAUCAUUUUAAAAGUUUAGCCAAAAAUAUAAAAUAAUUUGAAAAGUUUAAACAAAAUAUUAAAUCAAGGACUAUAUUUGUCAGGUGAAAGGAGGAUAGAAUAGUAGUUUAUGAUUAAGUACAUGUGCUUUGGAUUAUGUAAUUGUAAUCCUCCGUAAACCACUUCAAUGAGCUCUUGCUGUCUUUAGAGUGUGUCGUCUUGCUAUAGUUACCUUUGUAACAGAGCUCCAAUACUCUGGCUGAGUAUCUCCGCUAAUUACCUUCAUAGCUAGAAGAAAGCAUUGGUUAGUGUUGUAGCUUUUUUCCUCUUCCAGUAACUAGGCAACACAUUCUGUGAGUAUAACUGAUUUUAUUGAAAAGGCACAGUCUUAUAUACCAGACCCCCCAGCAUGAGUUCCCUAUUCAGUUCAGAGUAAGCCUGCCCUGGUGCCUCUGUUUUGGGGAAAUAAUUGAGUCAACCUUCGCUUAAACUAAUUAUCUUUCAGAUACAGAGGACACAACACAAACCCCCCCAAAACAUAACAAAAACAAACAGGAACCCCAACAGUUGAUAUACCCCGGAUAGCUCUGAUUCGAGCGGCCAAGUUGGCAAAAUAUCACCAGGAUCCAUGGAAAAUACACACAUUGGAUUGGCUUCUUACAUGUGUAGCAGGGUGUUCAGUACUAUAUCUAUUAUACAUCUCCAAGUCAUAAACUUAAUAUUUAAUAGGUGUUUGCUGCCAGUUAGGUCUACUAGGUAUAGUCAGUAUUGUAGUUUUGCUAGGAACAGAAUUGGCAAAAAGGGUAAAUUAUGGAUUCUAUGCCCCUUAAAAGGAUACUUAAAGGAACACUAUAGGGUCAGGAACACAAACACGUAUUCCUGAACCUAUAGUGUUAAAACCACCAUCUAGCCGCCCUGGGCCCAUCAUGCCUCCCUAAAUAUAGCAAAAUCUUACUUGUAUUCAAGCCUGAAGAUGUAGCUCUGCAUGCGGUUUGCUUCAGAAAAACAAGCUGCCUGCUGACAUCAUCAGAAGUGGUGGCCUGAUCCAAUCACAGUGCUUCUCCAUAGGAUUGGCUUAGACGGACAAGGAUGCAGAUCAGGGACAUAGCCAACAUACUUCAAACACAGCCCCUUCCAAUCAGCAUCUCCUCAUAGAGAUGAACUGAAUCAAUGAAUCUCUGAGGAAAGUUCAGUGUCUGCAUGCAGAGGAUGGAGACACUGAAUGUUUGGAUGCAUUUUAGGCAACCAUGACCCAGGAAGGAUCUCUAACAGCCAUCUGAGGAGUGGUCAGUGAAGUUAUCACUAGGCUGUAAUGUAAACACUGCAUUUUCUCUGAAAAGACAGUGUUUUCAGCAAAAUACCUGAAGGUUAUGAUUCUACUCACCAGAACAAAUUCAAUAAGCUGUAGUUGUUCUGUUGUCUAUAGUGUCCCUUUAAGGCAUUGAGACCACUUCAUUUUAAUGAAGUGUUCUGGGUGCAGUGACCCUAUCCUUAUAGCCUUGCAAUGUAAAACAUAAUUUUGUAGAAACUGCAAUGUAUUUUCAUUGCAGGGUUAACACUACUCUAAUGGCUGUUUUCCUAGAGGCACUCAGAUAUUCAAUGAAUGCUUUUCAGGGGUGGGGGCUGCUUACAAUGGUGAGAGGAUGUGUUACCAAAGAGCUCCUCAUGCAUUUCUAAAAAAAAAAAAAGGAAGGCACCAUCAGCCUGGAUCCCUGAAUUGACUGACCGGUCUGAGAGUGAUUCUCGCGGUCCCCUGAAGCUGUUAAGCCAACACUCCUCAUUGGAACUUGUGGGGUCUGGAAGGGGGAGGCGAUCUCCCGACCCGGUACAUGAUUGAACAGAGAUGGAGUCCUGUAAUUUCUCCCUCUGGACCGGCGGGGGUGAUCCCGGUCCCCACCCUUAAGCACACCUACCCUCCCAGAGAAAGAUAACAGAGCCGUUGUAAUCGGCUAUCCUGCAAUGGGUGCAUCUAAGAUGGCGGAUUUGUGCAUUGUCAGUUAGCGUUGCCUGACUUAUCCACUACUGUCUAUUGACUCCCUGCUGACAUGCCUAUUCUCUUAUCUCUCCCUGACUGGCCUGACUAAUUGUGCUGUCACUUUAUAUCACGGCAAAGUUGUACCUAUUUAUUCUCUAAAUGUUUGCUCAUACUGUUGUGGUAAUACAAGCCUGUUUUUUUUUUUUUGGUUUUCAGUUAAUGCUUCUCAAAGAGCAUUUAAAUAGACUGUAAGCUCGUUUGAGCAGGGCCCUCUUAAACCUGUCGUAUCUGUAAGUUUUGUUGUAAUUGUCCUAUUUAUAGCUAAAUUCCCUCUCUAAUAAUAUUGUAAAGCCCUACAGAAUCAGGCGCUCUAUAAAUGGCAAUAAUAAUAAUAAUUGGCACAGCACAACAAUUUGCCAUAUCUGCACCAUAUCCUCUCAAUGCCUCCCUGUGGGAAAACAUUGAAUUGGCUGACAUCAUCAAGAUUAAUGAUCUCGGCAAAGGAGGUAGGGCAGCCGUGACAGGACCAGUAUGCCACGGGAUAUAAAUCUUAUCUUUUUAAAACUUUACUGGGUGGGUCACCUAAAUAGUAAGGAGAACACUGUAGCCUAUGUUUGUAUUCCUAAUGUUCUAGUUCUGAGUCAGGAACCAAUUUUUUUAAGUAUUUUUAUUUCUUACAAGCUUUUUACUAUUUUGAUAGAACCUGGGCCUGUUAAUUCAACAUGCCCUAUUCAAAGUUGUCGGACAUGGGUCUAUAUUUCAUUUGCAGUGAGGUAAAGUAUUUAGUUUAUUCGCAGAAGGAUUUAUUGUCCAUACUGAUCGUCCAACAGAGCAGGUGGUGUAUCUCAGAGCCAAACAGUUCAACUUACACCAUGUACUCUACUUGGAAAGCCUAAGACAGCCAUUACAUACCUGUGAACUGCGGUGCAUGCCAUUCAUCGGUAGAUCAUUGCUAAAUAUGCAUAUCAUUUUCCUCUUCUACUGGUUCUUACUUAGUUAAAACCAUUAUUUACUCUUUGCACACCCAUUUUGGGAGAACUAACCGAUGACAUUAACACAUGCAGUAUUUUUUUUCAAUUUGACAAUUUUUAUUUUCACUUACGAAGCAAACUUGGGAUACAGAAGGAAGAAAGGGGGGGGGGGGAGGGAACAUCCCACAUCUCGUUUUACAUGACUUCCAGUUUAACAUAGUACAUAACAUCGUGUAUAACAUCAUAUGCAUCAUCACAUGUAGUAUCUUAUGUAGCUUCCUAUGUGACUUCGCCUACAUUUCUCUGUUUCACAGCGGGCUAGCCCGCCCUUUGUCUGCAUUCGCCACGUCCUCCUGUCUCUGCUUAGGGGCCUGCUUAGUCGCCCCGCUAUCUAUCAUCUCUGUUUAGGUUUCCCUGAAGCGACCUCUUGUACUCUCUGGAAGUUUGCCCUUGAACUAGCUUGCCGUUCCCUGCGUAGGGGGGGGGGGAAAGUGGGCUGUGGGAGUGGGGGGGGGUUUAGGGAGGGAAAAGACUGUGAUAUGCCCUCUUUCCCUACCGGUUUUGCUCUAUUCUAUGCUCGCUAUAUUCAUAUCGUUUCCCUGCCCUUCUCUGGUGUUUCCGGUGAUUCCUGUCUGUUCUCGCUCUUCCCCUGGGGUUCCAAGUCCCUGGGCUCCCCUCUGUCUUGAGGGAUUCUUGUACGCUUGCUAUGUAAAUUCUACAUGUCGGGCUGGGUCUGUGACAGUGGGCUAGUCUCCGUCUCUGUCUCCUAUCCCCUGGGGCGCGGUUUUGUCCUCCCACCUACUGUACGCUUCCUCAAACUUGCGUUUGUUACCUGAAUUUUUCCUGGCUGUGAGUUCGUAGUGUAAAUUGGUGGAGAUCUGUCUCGUUAGGGCUAUUUUCGUCGGUGCCUUGUCUGACUUCCAUUCUCUGGCUAUAAGAGUUAGUGUCGCUAUUAGGGUGUGAAAGACUAGAAUUGUCUCACUGCCCUGGAAUCUAUCUAUGUUCAUGAACAGUAGGCCCAUUUCUGGGGUGAGUGUAAUAUUAUCCUCUAGUAUCUCAUUAAGUAACCUUUCAACCAUCUCCCAAUAAGGUCUAAGUGUUUCACACGUCCACCAUAUGUGAUACAUCGAACCUUCUGGUUCCCCACAUCUCCAGCACUCGGCUGAGGUUCCUGGGUAAAUUUUUGCCAGUUUUACUGGCACCAUGUACCACCUGUAAUAUACCUUGCGCAUUAAUUCUAGAUGGGACGUGCAUGUGGUCCUUCCUUUGUGUGCCGUGGUGGCGCGUUUCCAUUGGGUGUCCUCGAAGUGCUUCCCAAUGUCUGCCUGCCACGCUGUACUAAAUCUGUCUUUGUGUACGGGAUCGCCUCUAUUUAGGAGUGUGUAGCACAGGGAGAUCAGGCCCCUCUUCUGCUUUGGGUUUAAACAAGUCCUUUCAAACUCCGUGAGUGUGGUCUCCCCCUCUACUGUGGACUUUUGGGCCCCUAGCAUGGAUUUUAGUUGAAGAUACGGGAAUAUCGAUCUGGGGGGCAGUUCGAAUCUCUCUUUAAUGAUGGGGAAUGGGACUAUCUGUUGUUCUUCCAGUAAGUCCCUCACAUGUGUGCAGCCUCUCCUCGUCCAUUCCCUAUGGUCAAAUGUGUUGUUUGCUACAUGUAAGCAUGAUAGAGGUGUUGCCGGUGACCACGGUGUCGCCGAGAGCAGUGAUUUGUGUGUUCUGUCCCAAGUCCUCAGUAAUGUUUUCGUGGUGGGUAAUAUAUUGGGUUGGUGGGAGCGUAGUGUUUUAGGUACCCACAACAAGCUGCGGAGGUCCGUCCCUUGAAGCCAAUGGUUUUCUAUUUCCAGCCAUUGCGGGACCUGUGUUGGGGAUUGGAACCCUAGCACUGGGGCUAGUAACGACGCCUGAUAAUAGAUUUUGAUAUUUGGUAGGGCUAGACCCCCUUGGUGAGUGGGUCUAUACAGGUGUUUGGCAGCUAUUCUCACUCGUUUACGUGCCCAUACGAAUUUAGUAAGUAUCGCCUGUGUUUUGGUUAAGUAGGAGGUUGGAAGAUUGAUUUGCAGAGUUCGAAAUAAGUAUUGUAAUUUGGGGAGGAUAGACAUUUUAAAUGCUGCCAUCCUGCCCAGCCAGGAGAGGUAUUUAUCUCCCCAUGAGGCCAAACUGGCCUCUAUCUCUUUUUGUAGGGCUUCGUAGUUGGCCUUAAAUAGUCCCCCCAUUGUCUUUGUUAAUUGAAGUCCCAGGAAAGAGACGCUGUCCGUCCUCCAGUCCAUUACGAACUUUUCCCGCAAUACCUGUAGGACGGCAUCAGACAUCCCAAUCCCCAUGGCCUGAGUUUUUGUCACAUUUAGUUUGUAAUAGGAGCUGUCUCCAUAUUCUUUUAUGACAGUCAGUAGGUUUGGCAGUGAAAUCAGUGGUUGUGUUAGGGUCAGGAGCACGUCAUCCGUGAAUAAGUUGGCUUUAUAUUCCUUUUCCCCAAUCUGUACCCCGUGGAUAGAGUCAUGUUGCCUAAUCUUUAUUGCCAGUGGCUCUAAGGCCAGAACGUAUAACAAGGGAGACAGGGGACAUCCCUGUCUCGUGCCGUUUGAGAUACUAAACGGGUUAGAAAGAAAACCUGCAUUAAGUACCUGGGCUGUCGGAGCGCUAUAUAACGCUUUGACCGCGGCUCUAAAUUCUCCUGGUAUUCCAAAUUUUGUCAGGAUUGCCUCCAGGAACCCCCAGUGCAGGCGGUCGAAUGCCUUUUCGGCAUCUAGGGAGAUGACAAUCCCUCCCCCCUUGUGUAGUUUGGGUAAACUGUGCAGUAUAUUCAGGACCUUGCGUGUGUUGUCCGCUCCCUGUCUCCCUAACACAAACCCAACUUGGUCUUUGUGGAUUAUCUGAGGUAGGAGACUGCUCAAUCUCAUCGCAUAUAGUUUGGCAAAUAUUUUCGCGUCGGUGUUAAGCAGGGAUAUGGGUCUGAAAUUUUGUGGGAUGGUGGGAGGCUUCCCUGGUUUCUGUAACGUUAUGAUGUGGGCCAAGAGCGUGUCUGGUGGUAAUUUCUGUACAGCCGUCGCCUCUGUGAAUGUGCGCACCAGGUGGGGUGUCAGUAUGUGGUGGAAUUGUUUGUAGUAUGCAUUGUCAAGUCCAUCCGGGCCUGGGGCUUUGCCGUUUGGUAGCUGUUUUAUUAUGGUAUGGAGUUCUUCCUCUGUGAUGGGUCUAAUGAGAUCGGUCGCCUGUUGGGUCGUGAUUCUUGGGAGAUCAAUCGUGUCCAAGUACUUAUUUAUGUGUUCCGCCGUGGGCUGGAAUGUGGUGUCAUGUUUGUUGAUGUUGUACAAGUCGGCGUAAUAGUUUGCAAAUUCAUUGCAUAUGUCUCUGGGUAUCAUUUUCUUCUCUCCCGUAUGGGAUAUAAGAAAAGCUAUUUUCUGGCUCGCCCUUCGUUCUUGCAGUCUCCUAGCUAAUAGUCUACUAGCUUUGUUCCCUUGUGUGUAUUGAUUAAUUUUCAACCUCUGUAGCAUAUAUCCUGUUUGUUCUAUUGCUUUUUGGUGUAGCUUGUUUAUAAUAGUGGUGAUUUGUAAUUUUAGCUCAGCAGAAGGGGAGAUUUGGUUUUGUGUGUUUAAUUGAUACAAUUCCUUCUGCCAUUGCGUGGUCUGGGCCGAGGAUGUCCUACGUAAGUAGGACGCCCUCCUGAUAAAGAUACCCCUGACUACAGAUUUAUGUGCGCCCAUAGGGUGCCCUGGGAUAUAUCUGGGGUAGCGUUCUCAGUGAAGUAGUUGGUCAAAGUCUCCUCUACCUCUUUCUUGAAUGACGGAUCAUUCAACAGGGAGGCAUUCAGCCUCCAUGGGCUGCGGUGUUUAUAGUCAUAUUGGUCUCUUACUGACAGUGUAACCGGUGCGUGGUCCGACCAUGUAAUCUGUCCUAUGACACAGUCUGUGAUUUGGUUUAGGCUUUGGCCAUGUAUGAGAAACCCAUCUAUCCUCGAGUAUGUGUUAUGUACGUGGGAGAAGUGAGUGUACGUACGCUCCAAAGCGUGGGAAAUCCGCCAGGUAUCAUAAUAGUGGUGUAGGGAGAGGAUCUUCUGUAGCUUUUUGCACUGUCUAUGCAGUAUUUUAUAUCGUGGGCUGUGUUGGGAAGUGUUAGUGUCCAGUUUUGGGUCCCAAACAUGAUUAAAGUCUCCACAGAUAACUGACACUCCUUCGCGGAUCGAUUCAGUUCUCUGUAGCACCUGUCUCAGAAACGUUCCUUGUAAUGUAUUGGGUGCGUAUAUAUUGGUGAUUGUAUACAUCAUGUUGUUAAUUGAGCAUUUCAGUAUUAUGUAUCUCCCAUUGGUGUCUACCUCUACAGAGAUCAUAGUAAAUGCUACUUGCUUAGAGAUUAGUAUAGAUGUCCCUUUGGACUUUGUGGGGGACGUCGCGUGGUAUUGGUGUGGGUAGUCCGAAGUCGUCGGUGGGAUAUAACCGUCAGUUCUGUAGUGUGUCUCUUGGAGACAGAUAACGUCCGCAUCUGUCCUCUUGAGUUCUCUAUAUAGCUGGUGUCUCUUAACCGGUAGGUUUAACCCUCUUACAUUGAGGGAGAAAAUUUUCAUGGGGGUUUAUACCCAAUGGUUUUUAUAAGGGUCAUCCGUGGAAUUAAAGACCAGUGCGGGUUCGCUCGUCCCAGCAGCAUCAAGUCGAGCGACCUUCCCUGAAGUGAGGGUAGGAAUCGGGCAUAAUUCACUCGUUGGGUUAGGGAUGGGUAGGUGGGCUGGGGUACCUUUGCAGGGACUGAGGCCCAGUGUGUUGGAUCAGCUGUGUGGACUCCCUGUAGGUAUUGGGGGCUGGACAUGGGGUGGCAAGUCUCCACGAGACCGGGGUGGGGGGUGGGACAAGGUAAUAACUGGGAAAACAUAUAAAACAUAUACACAAUAAACAGGUGUGCCAUUCUCGGCCUAGGUACUCCUGGUACCUGUGGAGGGGGAAGUCCGAACUUCCUUCCUGUGGGGUGUGGACCCCGAGUCGACCCACUCUAUGGCUUGCUAAGUGGUCUGUGAGUAUUGGCGCUUAGCCGGGUAUUAAUGCCCCCUGUAUGGUACAGUGAAGCGUUGUGAGACCUGCAUACCCACAUAGGUAUAAAUGCCUGUAUAUAAUUAAAGUAUAUAGAUAUAUAAUAUUAUUUUUUUUAUUUUUUUUUUACAAUUAAAGUAUAUAGAUAUAUAAUAAUUUUUUUUUUUUUUCUCAAUUUCUACACAUGCCUAACAUGUCUAGGUAUGACAUUAACAUUCAACAUAGGUUAUAACAAUUAUACGAUACCCCCAGCUGACUUCAUGGUCCAGUUAUCAGGACCGGCCACACAACCAGCUCCUGCGGACGCUCGUAUAUCUGAGUUAGUUGUGGUGUAGUCUUUUAUGUCAGUCUCUUGGACUUUCUCCAGUCUUUGGAGGCGGUUUGCGUCCUCUUUGGGCUUCGUUGCUGGUUUGGUUCAGUGAGACCCCAUCUUUGUAGCAGUAGGGCUCCUUCUUCUGGCGUGUUGAUAGCUGACACUUUCCCUCCUCUGGACACCAGGAUCUUCACCGGGUAUCCCCAGCGAUAUGGCAGCUUGUGGCGUCGGAGUUGUUCUGUGACUUCUCUAAAUUCUCUCCUUCGUUUCAACGUGUAUGUUGAUAUGUCUGCAAACACUAACAGUCCCCCAUGCGGUUCAGGAAGCAUCUUCUUCGCUCUGCUUGCUUGUAGCACUAAUUCUUUCACAUGGUAGUAGUGCAUUCUGAUGAGGAUGUCUCGUGGGGUGUCUGGAGGUAGAAAACUGGGUUUGGCGGUUCGAUGGUACCUGUCCAUGAGCAGCAGGUCUAGCGGUAUGUCUGGCGCCAGCGCUUUCAGCAGAUUUGUCAGAUAGGCCGCCAGCUCUGCGGGUCCCACCUCCUCGCUCACUCCGCGAAUUCGCAGGUUGUUGCGGCGAGCUCUGUCCUCAAUGUCUGCCAGCUUUAUCUCAUACUGCUGCAUACGGUUUUGUAUCCCUGCCAUUUCUUCUUCCAUCCCCCUGCGUGCCUCCUCUAGCUCUGCCACUUUAACUUCAGUCCCAGCAGUUCUCACCUCCAGUUCUUUUAGGUCAUCAUGUAGUGCUCCAAUUGUGGAUUUGAAGCUAUUCUCCAAUCUUGCAGACAUUUGUUCUAGCAGUGUCUGCAUCACCUCUUGUGUGAGGGGGCCAGCUGCCACUGUGUCUGUGUGCAGUGAUUCACCAGCCUCCUCGGCGCCAUCUUGGCCCUCAUCCUGCAUCAAGGCCUGUCUCCCCUGGUGUGUCCGUGCGGCAAAAAAUGCACUCCGGUCCUUUUUUUCCGCCUGCCUUUUCCCCUUGCUUUGCGACAUGCUCGUUGGGGUAUAUGGUGCCCCGUUUUUUCGUGGCUAGCCGCCAAAUUACUCCUCUGUGGGUGCCGUCGGAGCGGAGCGCUCAGCACAUGCGACCGCUCAGUACCGCCGCCAGGACACGCCCCAACACAUGCAGUAUUUUAUAAUGUAAACACAACUGACUGACUGGGGAGAUACAUACCAUCGCUCAUAUCCACGACCUCUAUCAGCAAAAAAGUCAACUGCAUACUAAUGUUUUGUUUGUUUAUGUUUUUAUGACCGUCUUAUGAAUCAAAUAAUUCAUCAUAUAACAGGAUACAGUAAAUAAAACAUUUAUAAUUUUAUAUGAAGCGGGUCUGUUUGUUGACUUCAAAAGCCUAACCUAGGCCCAAAUUGUGAGCGUGCGGGUCUGCAGACCUAGCCUAGGCCUAAAAGCUGCACAUUAACUUGGAAGGUUGACUUAAUGAGCAAAUAUUGUCCUAACCAUAUAUAACCCCUAAUUUUUGGAGGUGGAUUUAUUUGCUUGUAUAUUCGAUACAUUUAGUCAGUGUACAUUGUUUCAUUAUCUUAAACUCCAGUAAACCCAUCAUUGUUUCUGACUCCAUAACUCCAGCAACAGCACUAAUUAAAACUGGGCUCCUCUUGACACUUGUCAAAUGCUUUCUGGAGUAUUUUAUAAAGUUUAAGGUAUUCUUGUUCAGCAAAUAGCUUCUCCAUCUAUUUCAGGCUUUUUUGCGGUUAUAUGUCACCUUCAAACUGUAAAUGUUCUCUUAGAUGUGAAUGGGACGUUCACUCACCCAUUCAUAUCGAUCAUUAUUGUACUUAAAAAUAAAGAGUGACUAUGUCUAUACAAGGUACAUUGUGUAUAUUUAUGUGUGUAAUCUUUGAUAAAUAUUAUUCCUCAUUAGAGCAAGGCAAAUCCUUGUGAAUGGGCUCACACAUCAACUUGCUGAAUUAGAGAAAUGCUUAUUGAAGUAUAUGAAAGGAACUUCUAUUUGUAUAGCAGAACCUUACCACUUCAUGUUACCGGGCAUGGAAGGUCUUAUCACCUUGGCGUAUCCUGCAGGAGUUGCAGAUUCGCAGCUGGAAAACUAUAGAAAGGUAAUUUAUAGCUACCAUUAUACAGUACUUAUUGUAGUACAAUGCUGACCUAUUAUCUUGGCUAUAAAGGGAAGACUGCUAAUUUUAUACUCGUUUAAAACACUCUGUAAUGACUCCGGAGCCAGUACUAGAAGUGCCCAUCAGUUAUAUUGACAGAUUCUCUACAGAUAUAUGGCGUCAGAUAUGGAGUCGUAAAAAAAUGUAUUUUUAAAAAAAUUCAUGCCUACAGUAAAUGUCUCCAUAUUAGGCUAUUCUCUGUGUGUGUGUGUGUGUGUGUGUGUGUAAGACAGAGACAAAAAUGGCAUAUAUUACAUUAUUAUGGUGACUCAUUUCAACUUAAUGACACAUUCUUCAAGCAUAACAUUUUUCAAUUUUAAAUAUAUGUCAAAACUCCUCUUCAUAUUGUCAGAGGGAUUUCUCUUGCACUUGGGAAGCAAUGCUCCUGCACUAAGCGAUUUAUUGUGGCUUUAAGAAGUUUAAGAUCAAAAAGAUGUUGCUUUUCUGCAUCAAUUACACAUAUAAUGCAGCAUACUUUUAGACAAUGUGCUUCUGUGAGUGGGUGUGUAUUGUGAAUGUACAUGAAUGUUCUUGUUGCAGAACAGAUAAAGACCAUGUGCUUUCUUUGAUGUGCUAGAUAUUACCAUUGAAUGUAAUGUGACUCUGGAUGUUUCGUUGAUAUGAUUUCUCUCUCUUUGUCCCCUCCACCAUUCUCAUUGGUUUUACGAAUACUGGGCAAGUAGGGUUAAGCUUGACAAACUAGAUGUAAUACACAUCACAAAUAUAUUUUGCGUAAAGCCUGGCCAUCUCUGUUGAAUAAUAAACCAAUUUGUUAUUUUUAUUCUUUCCCCAGGCAUUACAUGAACAGCUUAACCUGCCCUUUGACAGACCCUACCUAAAAAGAAUAAAUGCAUAUCAUUUCCCGGAUGAGCCUUACAAGGAUGGUUAUCUCCGCAAUCCACAUGUCAAUCUAAAUCCUCCUGCUGUGGAGGGAGGUACGGUGAGUGACAUAUUAUUUCUAAAUGUAAAUGACUGCAUUCCUUUGGAUGUCAAGAUGUGCUAUACCCAGACUUCAAUGGAUCUCGCCCUUUACUUGAUCAGCUGCAGUUUUGCCCACUGGACACCUAAGGCAUUGUGUCUGUGAAUGUGUGUUAAUUCCCAUUUAAAAUAGAAAUGUAAUUUAUAUGUGCUUUCUAUUGAACAUUUAGCAAGUGACACAACAGUUCAGUCCAGGCACAGAUAGGGCACACAAUGCAAAUAAUUACAGAAGAAAAAAAUUAACAUUGUUUUUUAAGUCUCUCCCAUUAUUUUUUUUUCCCUGUGUGUUUCAUUAAAUAAAUAGUUUUUUUUAAAAAAAUAUGCUUAGAAGUGACAGAUCUACUUUAAAGAAGUUAGAAGAUAUAUACCGCAAUCUUAAAUUAUGGUUGCUAGGAAAUGUUUUGAUAAAUGGAUUACUGUCACUGUUGGAUUUCCACGAUAUGCCAAAUAAAACAUAUACGCAGUGGGAUUUUCAAUAUAAAAAUCAAUAACUUGGCCAAGUUUCAACGCUCGCAGGUCAUUCAAAACAUAAGUGUUUUUGACAUUACACAUAUUUUUAAUUAAAAUUAGUUUAAAGGAACACUCUAAAUUCCAUAACCACUACAGCAGGCUCUAAGUAGUGGUUAUGGUGCCAGGAGUGCCCUGAUCUCCCCAAUCAAACCAUUUGCGUAUAGAUUGUUAAUAGUGCCAAUGUGAUUAAUUGCAUUUAUCCCACGACCUACGUGUUUUACUUUUUAGCAUAUGGUACCAGGCUGGAUGAGUGUCAUGAGAAGUGUUGUGCACUGCGCAAUGCCUGGCUGGUUUUGUGUCCUAAUGCUUUCUGAGUUCUUCCCAUUGUGUUCUACCUGCAGGUCUCCUUGGUGAAGGGAACAUACAGCUACCAUCACUACAUGCAGGAUCACAUGGAUGACAAUGGCUGGGGAUGUGCCUAUCGCUCUCUACAGACAAUCUGCUCUUGGUUUAAAUACCAGGGAUAUAGUGACAAACCAAUCCCAACGCACAAGGAGAUCCAACAGGUGGGUGUGUAUAUUGGCAGGUACUCAACUAGAAAGUCCGAAUAUCUGCUAAACCCGACAUAAACCCGCUGCUAUUUGAAGUCAAGAAGGAUUAUUGUGUUAUAUUCUAGCAAAAUGAAAAAAACACACACAUUUCUUUUCACCAUUUUUUGAUCAACAGGAGAAAGAUAUGUGAAAUUAUGAAUUUGAUGUAUUUAGUUUCUCUCUUUUCCCAACUGUGCAUCAUUUGAAGUAGUCAGAUACGAGUGUUGAAAUUUUCAUUACAAUGUUAGUUACUCUAAGAACAAAACCAACUUUAGCAUAAAGGGACACAUUAGUCACCAGAAGGGCCAGACUGGCCCACCGGGAUAACGGGAAAUUUCCUGGUGGGCCGUGGCACUUGGGGACGCACUGUGCAGCCCACACCCAGUACACACACUCAUGUUAGGGCCUCGUGAGCUGAGCAGUGAAGCUGGUAUAGAAAAUUAUCCAGGGCCGCUUUUUAUUCCCAGUCCGGUCCUGGUCACCAGAACAACUACAGCCUAAUGUAGUUUUUCUAGUGAGUAUAAUAAUUCCUUGCAGGCAUUUUCAGAGACAAGGCAGUGUUUUCAUUGCCCGCUAGGGACAUCUUCAGUGGCUACUGCUCAGAUGACCACUGUAGGUGCUUCACAGGGUGAAGCACUGCCGUUUAGCAUCUCAACGCUCUGCAUGGGGAAGCUGAUUUAACGCAUCUCUAUGAGGAGGUGCUCACUCCCCGCCCGCCUCCUUGACUAUUUUAGCCAAUCCAAUGCUUUCCCUGGGGAAAAAAAAAAUCAUAAAUUCUGAUGUCCACAAGGAGGCAGAUCGGGGGCUGUGCUGGAAAUAAGGUAGGUUUUAUUACCUUUUUAAGGGGGUUAACAGGAGGAAAGCCGCCUAAAUGGGGAUUUUAACACUUUAGGGUCAGGAAUACAUGUUUGUGUCCGUGAACCUAUAGUGUUCCUUUAAUGAAGCAGGUUAGGUGUAUAGGCCAUGCCCCUGCAGUCUUUCACUCAGCUGCUGAUUGUGCUAAAGCUGCAAGUGCCUUUCAGUACAGCUCAUUGGGAUUGGUGGCUUGCCAUUUCUAUUAGCUCCACAGAGCUAACAGAAGAGGAAUAAAACCUCCCCGACUGUCUGACAGUGUUUCUGCGCCCAAACACAAAAGUGCAGAUUCUAUUGAAAUCGUUACUUUUGUAAAUUGUCACAGAGAUGAAAGGCUCCAUACACAUAAAGCACUUCAGCAAGCCAAAGUGGUUUGUGUGUAGUGUGUUACUUUUAAAUUCAGUUUGUAUAGGUCAGUCUGUGCCAUAAUAGAAUCUAUAAAUCACCUUUACCCUAAACUUGACAAUGACAAUGAUGGUUAGUGGAAUUGGUUAUCUGAAAAGUAUGUUCCUGUAGAACAUGUAAGCUGUGUUUGAACAUCUUUCCUUCCAUAAUCUGCAGGCUCUUGUUAGUGUUGGAGAUAAACCUGCCAACUUUGUAGGCUCCAGGCAGUGGAUUGGUUCCAUUGAGGUACAACUUGUACUCAACCAGAUUCUUGGCGUUACAUCAAAAAUAAUGUUUGUUAGGUGAGUAAUACCCAAUAUCUUCAGUUCUAUGUAGUAAAGGAAAUUCCUUGCACCAUCUUUCUUAACCAUACUGCAAAUGCAAAAAAAAUAGUUGCUACUAUUACAAACAUUGUGUUUCUGCUUCCUCGUUAAGGGAAUGCUGUCCGUUUUAAUUAUUUAAAAGGGUAAUACAGAGACCCAGGGUGCAAGAAUGCAAAUUUGUUUGUACAUUUUCAAAAAAAAUUAUUUAUUAUUGUUAAAAAUGAGUGCUCCCAAAUAUCUUUUGGGAGGGAAAAACCAUAAAUGAUCAUCAAAUCCACUGCCACUUUGAAAGGAAACGUGGAGAGUAUUAAAGUAAAACAGAAACCGCUGUUCAACGUCCCCAUAAAGUAGACCAUUUAUUUUAAAUGAAUAAGCCCAUGGAUGAAGUAUAUACCCUAUUAACCAUAUCUGUGCAGGUUUAUUGAAAACGCUACAAUGACUUGAAUUUGCAGCAUUUUCUUGGUCCCCUGUAGGGGAAUUUAAGGUCAGAGUAGCCAAAAUUUGAGUUUUUCAAAUGUUUAAAAUACUUGAAUUUAUAUAUUUUGAAGUUUAAAAAAAAUAUAAAAAAUAAAAUAUGUAUGCUUAAUGCAUACAAACUGAGGCUAAACUCCAGCCUGUGCUUGUGAAAUACUGAAAUGGUUAAAACUAAAAAUAAUACUUUACUAGUGACACAUUUCAUUUUUACUGCCAUUGAUGAAUGGUAAAGGCAUUUUUGUUUGGAUAGUUAUGUGCUUCUAAGGAAUCUUAUCAAAUGUUUUAUGAUGUCAAUAACCACUCUUCAUUCCAACAGCCAGGGUACGGAGCUGUCAACCAGAGGCAGAGAGCUUGUCAAUCAUUUUACAUCCGAAGGAACUCCAGUUAUGAUCGGUAAGACUCAUACCUUGCAGUUGUUUCCUGUACAGGAAAUUGAAUGAACGCCUGGCGGUUUGCAUGUAAAGUCCAAAUUUAAAGGGAAAUAACACAAAAAACUGCAACUUUAUUAUUUUUAUUAUACGCAUCAUAAUCUUUAGAGAUAUUCAUUAUUUACAUGGUUUGCUGAGCUGGAAUCCCUAUAUGAAUGGUUUCCCUUUCGCUUUUAGUUUUUCUUUCACUUUUACGUAAAAGACAUAUUUCCAGUUAAAGUCACCAAACUGUUUAUUUCUUUUUAAGCUGAGCGUGUCGGUUUGUAAAUAUCUAAAAAGCUUUCACAUUUAUAAACCACAGGAAAAUGACUCGAGGGCCGUAUUUUUGCAGGGGCUGGUAGAAUAAGAUUUGUAAAUCCCUGCCAGAAGACGACUCGGGCAUCCGUGAUUGGUUUUAAACUCUAAUACACAGUUACAGCUAGGUGCAGUAUGCACUUUCUAGGAAUGACUAAAGAGUUGUAAUUUUAGAUCUCAUCAAAUCCAAACACUAUUGCACAGUGUUUAAUUGCUUUGAAGACAGGGUAGAUACCAUCUCGUCACUUGGACAAUAUUGGACUUGUUAUACAGUGUUUCACACUAGUUUUUCAUGUAACACCCACCUCCGGUCCAUCCUUCACUCCUUCGGUCGUUUCUGCUUUUCCUUGUCAAAUUGUUAGCAUAGAGUCUACACUGAAGGUUAUAUGUAAACUAAAUACCUAUUUUAAAAUAGGUUUGUCUCCCAAUCCGCACAUUUGCUAGCACAUUAUAUAGAUGAAAUUGCAUGCUUUUUCUAAGGAGCAUAAGUGAAAAUACUUUUGACAGGUGCUUUUUAAUCCUGCUCUGGUCACAAAAUGAAAAUCAUUCAUUAAAGGAACAGUAUUUAAUAAUAAUUAUUACAUGUGUUACUGUUUUACUUUAGAUUCCUCGCUCCCCUUGGUGUUGUGUGUAAGUUUUUUUUGUUGUUGUUUUUUUUUUUUUUUAUACGUUAAAACAAACAUUGAAUUUACGUUAAUUCCGGUGCCGGGACAGACUCCUCACUGGAGCCGAUCUUCCUCUAAUGAAGCCGGCAAUCUUGAUAACAUUUGUCCAGUUAGGUGUUUUUCAUAAAGAAGCAUUGAGUGCUCAAUACAUGCAUGGCAAGAGCCAUGAUCCACCAACUGAAUGCUUCUCUAAGACCAGCACUAAAUCCUUUUUUUUUUUUUUUAUUUCUUUUUUUUAUUUUUUUUUUUCUUCUAAAGAAGCCUUUGAUACACACAGUAUCUGGCAUCGGCAUACUUUGGAUGUGACCCUGGACAUUAAAUAGAAUUCCUUUAUCAAUCUAUUUAAUUUCAAAGCCCCUAGUUACUGUCUGUCUGAAAACAACUAGAGGCGUGGGGGAUUGCAGAAUGUAAAUGGUACCAUUUCUCAGAAAUGGCACGGUUUUCAUUUGCAGGGGCGGCACCUCUGACCCACAAUCACUUGAUUAAGGGUAUAUGAUUUCGGUGUUAAGACUGUUCCUUUUAACACUAGCUGCUAACUAAAUUUUUGGACAAUCCAGGCUCCCACAAUGUUUGAUUAAAUGGGGUUAAGCCCAUUCUUGCAACUACCCCAAACAUGGACCAUUAUAAUCUACAUGAGCAUAUAUGGAAUUGUGUUCUCUGUGCCAUUAUAGGGGGAAAACAAAAUCAGUACAAUUCCCUUUGUCUUGAAAAACCCAAUGACACUUGUAGAUGUUAACAAAUAAAAGCGUUAAUUUAAGAUUUGUAGAAUUAUUUGACAUUCAAUGCAUAGAUAACAUUUCCUUCAUUAAAACGUAAUAAGCUCAGUAGGCUUGCUUUGGUGCCUCGAGGAAAUUUUAAUGACUGAUUUUCUAACACCUUCAUUUUACUGUCCGCUUGAUGCGAGAGGAUAUCCAUCUUGCCUGUUAAAAUUGUGUGAAAAAUCUAUAAUGGAACCAACAUUGAUUAUUUAUUUUUAAAUCAUCAACCUAUACGACUCCUACGACCUAUUACUUACAAAAUCAGAACUCAUUUAAAAAGUUCCAUCACUCACUGACCGCUGUCACUAUUGUACAUAUCCCAACUCAGCGGUAACAAUCAAUAACUAUAUAGACUACCUAGAAGGCAGGUACCAGAUUGUGAUUAGAUUCACAGCCACUUAUUACAUAAUUGUAUUAAAGGACCCCCCAUUGUAAGUAGUCAAAUUAUUUUACAAUAAUUUGACUUUUUAUCAGGGGGAUUUAUCAGGCACUACUUUUCACCUCUAGUACAAGAGAGCCACAAGUUCCUGCUUAUGAGCUUCCUGGCUCUUAAGCCCUGCAAUGAGCCUAUCAGCUGAUUUAGGGAAGGCAGUUAAAGGACCACUAUAGUGCCAGGAAAACAUAUUCGUUUUCCUGGCACUAUAGUGCCCUGAGGGUGCCCCCACCCUCAGGGUCCCCCUCCCGCCCGGCUCUGGAAAGGGGAAAGGGGUUAAAACUUACCUUUUUCCAGCGCUGGGCGGGAGAGCUCUCCUCCUUCCUCCUCUUCCUGCUGAAUGCGCACGGCAAGAGCUGCGCCAAGAUUCAGCGUAAACAUAGGAAAGCAUUUACAAUGCUUUCCUAUGGAUCGCUGUGCUCUCUGUGAAAAUCACAGUGAGAAGCACGCAAGCGCCUCUAGUGGCUGUCAAUGAGACAGCACUAGAGGAAAUAGGGGAAGGCUUAACCCAUUCAUAAACAUAGCAGUUUCUCUGAAACUGCUAUGUUUAUGAAAAAAAGGGUUAACCCUAGAAGGACCUGGCACCCAGACCAUUUCAUUAAGCUGAAGUGGUCUGGGUGCCUAGAGUGGUCCUUUAAAGCGAAAACAGUUUGAAAACUGACAAUGGGGGGAGCCAGGGCACUUGUGGCACCAUAACUACUACUAAGUCAGUGGUAAUGGCGCAUACAGUGUUCUUUUAAAAAACUUGUAUUAAUAUCAACACAUGCGUAUUUAAAAGUCUCCGGAGCAAGAUUUUGUAUUGUUUGAUUCUUGUGAGUUUCUAUAGUGAUACUGUGUUCAUUGCUUCCAAAUCCAACAAACACAUUUCAAACCACUCUUCUAUUGUGUGGAUGCUAAAGAAAACCAUUGCACAUUUUAUUUUCUCAUUCCUCAGGAGGAGGAGUCCUAGCACAUACAAUUCUUGGUGUUUCAUGGAGCGAAGCUACAGGAGACAUUAAAUUCCUAAUUCUAGAUCCACAUUACAAAGGAGGUGAAGACCUGCAAAUUAUUCAGGAAAAGGUAGGUUUUCAAAUUCCCAGAAAGCAAAUGUAAGUACGCCCAGGGAGGCAUGCAGAAGAGAUUAGGUAGAACAGAAGGAGAGUGGAGAAGAUAAGCAGGAAAUUGGAAGGAAAGACUAUCAAAGAGGAAGGAGUGUGAGUUUGGGAUGGAACUGAUAAUGAAUUCUGAGAAAGUAGGUGUGGAUAUAAAAAAAAACCUGUAGUGGACAAGAAUCCAGAGGGAAUGAAUGUGUUAACCCAGAGAUACUGGUUCUGUUUUUGUUUUGUUUUUAUAAAAACAUACGGCAGAAAAGGAGUAGAUUAUAGCCACAAACGUUUUUGCACACAGUGGUGAACGGGGAGACAGGGACAGAAGACUUAAUUGCACCAAAAAACCUAUACAAACCUCAAAUUUUUAUGAUACUUUUGAGUGUAUGUAUAAGGAAAAAUACAAAAUCUAUUCAUACAGGUAUCCUGAUGUCAUGGGCGCCCGCAGGAAUUUUUCCAGGAGGGGGGGGCAUAAUUGUAAUGACAUCCAUGCCUGGUACCUUUUUGACAGUGUCAUGAAAGGGAAGCGGCAUAGUCAUUAUCACAUAAAGCCAGGGUGAAUAGCGUUUUCAGAACUAUGGUGUCAGGAAUAUAUGUUUGUAUUCCUGACAAUAUAGUGUUCCGUUAAACAAAUUAAAGGAACAUUCUGGUCACCAUAACAACUUCAUCUAAAUGAAAAUGCUAUAAUGCUAGGAAGCCCCUGGGUGCCACUCUCAAAUAACCCCAAAAGCUUCCUCCAGCUCCAGGUCGCUCAGUGGUAUUCGGCUUCUGAAACAGAGUGUCAGGAAGUGCAGAUUGACGUCAGGCAUUGGUGCCGCUGAUUGACUAGAGUGGACAGUUGACGCUCUAAGCCAAUCGCUAGUUCCCGGUUCAUAAAAAUGUUUUACUUUUUUAUGAAUGGGGUGCCGCUGAUUGGCUAGAGUGGUCAGCUGACGCUCUAAGCCAAUCGGCGACACCCCUCCCCAGCGGCACUCUGUGCUUCCUGACACUCAGUAAAUAAAAGUGAACACAUUAACACUGAGAUUUUUUUUUUUUUUUGGGAAGGUCCAGAGUUUCUCUGCCAGGCCCAGGUACCAAAAGCCUUAUGAUGUGGUGUCCAGCAUAAAGUGGAGGGUUCACUUCAUUUGUCCUUCCUGCUCCAAUCUCCUUUUCUUCUCCUUCAUUUGACAGUCUUCUUUUUCUUCUGAUACUGUCUUCUAUCCUUGGCUCCUUCUGCUCCUUUACCUUUCUGCUUAUUCUGAUCUCUUUUUGCUCCUUGCUCCCCUCUCCCCACGCCUCACUCCCCUAAUCUAUAGGUUAUCCCUCUCCUCCCCCAUCCCUCACUUACCUGAUCUGCAGGCUGUCUCUGGCUGCAUGUGUUGCUCCCCGGUUUCAGUCAGCAGAGAGAAGCAGGGAUAGAUGUAGCUUCCUAUCCUUGUCUCUCCACCGGCGCCGGUAUUGCAGUUCAUUUUCAAUCUCACAAAAAAUAGCAACAAGCUGAAAAAUCCAGAGGGGGGCGCCCCCCUUGCCUCCCCCUGUGGACGCCCAUGCCUGAUGACUUAUGUAGGAAUUCCAUCUCUAAUUGGCAAUUACAGGGAAAAAAUUGACCCUCUCUAUUGUGAUUUCCAAGCUGUAACUUCCAGAUAUUGCAGAUUUUGUACUCUGGCUCUUUACCUUUUAUGAUAAUCGGAGAUUCCAAAUGAAAACCUGCACUAAAAAGGAGACCAUGUUGGAUAUUUUUCAAAUAGACCAGUUUUCUUAAUACACAUUUUAUUGCAUAGCUAUAAAUCAACAAUAUUUACCUGUAUAGAAAAAGAUUUUAUAAUAAGUAGUAAGCAUAUCCCUAAUAGCGUUUUCCAUUGCUGUAAAUUUGGAGAACAGUUAUUCUGUUACAUACUAUAUUUAAAGUGACACUCCAAGCGAUUUAAUGACUGCCCAUUGUGUGUGCUGUCUCCUUGGUUUGUGUCAAACUGUUGAGUGGUUGGACAGAAACCAGGGCUCUCACAGCAUGUAAAGCUGAGGUCCUCUCCUACGACUGCUAAUGAGUUUACAAAGUCAAAGUCUGUGAUUACAUAUGAGGAGGUUCUUCCUAGUCCUGCUAAAACAAACUCCAGCAGGCUGUCACAGUUUGUUUUCACAUUUCUCUCCCUGUCUGAUCUUACACACUUUGAUCAUGUGAAUACCUUUAUGGAAUACACAUUGAAAAAAAAUAUAUAAAGAAAAACACAAUGCUUAUCACAAUCUCAAAGAAAAUUGUGACUCGCUGUGUAUCCUGGAGAUGUACAGUAGUCUAAACGGAAAUACUUAAAUAAUAUUAGGAUACACAUUGCUCAGUUUGCUAUCAGGCAUAAGGGACAUCCAACUGGGGAGUCUAUAUUUAUUUUAUUUUUUUACUUCUUGUGUAAAUAUGAUGUAAAAAUGUCCCACUAUCUGCUAAUUCUUUCAAAUUAAUGCAAAAUCCAAUAAAAAGAAAAGACCUGUAGCUUUUUUUUUUCCCUCCAAAACUAUUUUUAUUGUGAAUGCAAUAUACAAAAGGUGUGACAUGGAUCACAUCAACAGCAUAAAAGCAGUCAUGUGUUAUCGACAAUGACAAAAGGGAUGUUUAAUCGGUUACAUUCACAAUCUAAUAUUUACCUCAACAUAACAAACAAAACAAAAAAGUUUUCACGAAACAUACCAGGUCAUUGAUCAUUUGCAAAAAAGUGUGGCUGUAACAGUUACCAGCAGGAUACCAAAGACACAUCCUAUAUGGUGAAGGUGACUAACAUGCUUAAUUAUGGGUGACUCUACAAAGAUACCGUUCAUGUAGAUCAGGGAUAGAAUUUUAAAUUAUACGCAAUAAUGGGUGAGUACGACACCACACACAAAAGCAUUUUAUAAUACAAGUAUAAGCAGAGGAGUGGAGGUUAUACCCCUAUUUUCAUUAGGAGUAAUACAUAUGUUUCCAAGAUGAUGUUGGCGAUGACCUUCUAGAGUCACCCUUCCCAAUAUACAUCAAAUAUCCAGUCUCAGAUUCUCCCCCUGCUCCACAUGGGUGUCAUCAAAACCAUAGGUGAUACGGUACCACAGCCAGGAUGCCAAAACCAGAACUAGGUCCUGUUAAAAAGAAAUUAUGAGCAAUGAUUGCUCCAAAAAUCAGAAGUACUUGGUGAAAUAUGCAGCAGAACCUGUAGCUUUUAAAGUUAAAUUUGAUUCAGGAAGAAAUUCUUCCCAUAAACGCUUGUCCCCUAGGUGCAGUUCUACUUAUCACUUAGAAUGAUCGGAACUUCUCUGUAAACUUCUAGCAGCUGCAUAAUGCCUGGUUCACUGUUUAGUGUUCUGAGCUAUGUGCACCGAUUGGCAAAGCUAUAUAGUUUACAGGACCGUUCUCUCUCCAAGGAAGAGAGAGCACUUAGUCCAAUGGAGUAUGCGCACACGUCAUGCAAAAGUGACAUGUGGCAGCAGGAACUAGGAGCUUUUCGGAUAAUUCAUUAAGUCUGAGUGUCUGGCUUAGGGUUGUAUUUGUUACAAGUAGCUACAGGUGUCAAGGAACACUACCAGCACCAUAACUACUACAUACUGGUGUAGUAGUGAUAGUGCCACGAGUGCCCUGGAGCCCUACCAGAGCAAUUUAUCAAAAUAUUUAAAUAUUUAAGCCCACUCCACAUCUGACUUAUCCUGCAGAGGAAGCCAUUUGUCUCCCCUAAGCGAAGCACAGCUGUGAUGGAGCACUCAGAUAUCACUCUUAGCCAAUUAGAGCAACCCUGCUAAGCUCGUUCGAGAGUAGUGGAUUCACCUUGCAGAGUAAUCUAUAAGCAGUUAGUGCAGCCGUUCCAAGUAUGUUGUCAAACAAUUUUUAAAUGGCUUUUACUAAUUUCUCUAGGAGGGCACUGGAAAGACUACAGCAGGUUGUAAUGUAAUGAGAGUAGUCUAAGAGCAUUGUGAGCUACUGUCUCUACAAUCAUGUAGAUGUGACAAUGCUUAGAAUAACCCUGUACUAUUUUCUCCUCUCCAUGCUGUAAAAUAGUUGUGCUAUAACCACAUUUCCCACGCUAUGAUGGCUGUUUAGUCACUGACUGCUUUAAGGAUGUGACCAUGUCUCAGGGCUCUGUGUUUUUGAAUGACCUAGUAAGGGCCUCUUCUAUUCAUUCCAUUUGAAAAUUUACUCAGGGCGGAUAGCCCUUACUUCACAGUGAAGAAUGGACACAGUAAAAUUGCAUGUCUCUGAGCUCAUCUAAUUUUAACCCCUGGGUUCUAUUAAACACUGGUUUAGAAAAAAAAAAAAUAUAUAUAUAUAUAUAUAUAUAUAUAUAUAUAUAUAUAUACACACACACAAAAACAAAGUGUUCAUUUUAUUAGAGAGAAUAAAACAGUAAUGUUUAGCAUUGGAAUAUGAUCCUGACUAAUUGGCAUCUGUGGCUCGGCAUGAGUAAAUAUGUAUUUGCUUAGAGCAGGGGUUCCCUACCCAGUCCAGGAUUUAGGGAUUAACCAGUUGUGUCUAAGGUGGUUUUAGUAAGAAAAAAAAUGAAAUAUAACACUUUAGACACAGCCGGGUAAUCCCUAAAUCCUGGACUGUUAUGGGGCACUUGAGGACUGGGCUGGGAACCACUGGCUUAGAGGGUUCUCCUUGUAAAGAACAAAUGUAGUAAUGUUUUGACUUUCUUGUAUAUUUAGCAACCCAGGUUUCCUAGAUGUCUGUGUCAAGUAUUAGUUAGAUGAAAGGUCGUAGUUAUUCCAUAAUGGGUAAAUUUAAAGAGAAUUUCAUAUUUAAAGGACACAACAGUUGAUUUAUAAACAUUGUCCAAAUAAACCAUGUUUCAGUUCAGCUAUUUUAGCCAAAAAUUUCAAUGUCACUUAAAUUUCCCUACAAUUCCCAAGGUCAAUUCACUAAAGUUACACUUUAGAGCAUAACCGUGUGUGAAUAAUCUGUAUAUAGAAUACAGAAAGUACAGGUUUAUAUUUUACAUGCCAUCUCAUUGUUUGACCUGUAUCUGCUUCCCUGUAACUUCCAAAAAUGGAAUGGACAAUAAAUUACAUGUUUUCUUAACCGUUUGAGAGUUGAAGGAUUAAGAACACAGGCUGUUGUUAAAGUCACUUUAACAGCUUGUGUUUUUUUUUAUUCUUUAUUUUGUCUGUGCACAAGAUAAUACAGAGGUUCAGUGUGACAGCAUAAGUAAACAGUGAUAACAAUGUGAAGCAUAUAAAUGGCAUGAGAAAGUGGCACAGUUUAAGUAUAUUAAUAAACAACAACUUGUGUUCUUAACAGCUUGCAAUUAUCAGUAUAGAAAUCAGUUUUAAGUUUUAUUUACUGGAAAAAAAAUAUUCUAGCCUUCUAACCAGAAUGUACUCUACUUUCAUUUUUCAGGGAUGGUGUGGUUGGAAAGGAGUAGAUUUCUGGAGCCCAGAUGCGUAUUAUAAUUUAUGCUUACCUCAGCGACCAACAAUGAUCUAAACUUUGUGUACUUCUAUCAACAAUGUUUGCUUUAUACAGCUUUUUACGUGUUCCGUUUACUCUGUCAUCGCAGAAAGUUAUUUAAUCUGUAUUCAAGUGGUCUGGACACUUUCACAGUUGCUUAUUAAAAUACCCAAGCAAUAUGUAAUUCUGUGUUUAGGGUUAAAACACAUCUUGGUGGGUUUUGCAGCAUUUGUGAUUGCUUAAUUCAUUGCUCUAACCCCUUCCGUUCUAUAAGGCACAGCAAGAUUUUUGCCAAAGGACAGGCAUAAUUAGCCUGCAGAGGAUUUAAAAAGCAGUGUAAUCAAACUCUCUCCCAUUCGGAAUUGGGGUGUCAAUUUUGAGUGUUGCCAGUCACUCUUAGCCAGCCUCUAACAGAAAAAUUAUCUGUUUUACAUCUCUGAAACAGGAGGUUCUGGAGGUACCCUAUCAGGAUAGAGAACUUGAAAACCUGUGCCUAAAAUUUAGGGACGAUUUAGUUUCUCAAAUUACAUAUAUUGGAUUUAAAACACAAACCAGGUGGUAAUUGAAACACUUAAUUUCUGUUAAGAUGGCUGUAUGCAUACUUCCAGCAAUAUUGUUUUUUCAAUUUCAAAAUAUAUUGGUAUAUUAUAUUGACAAAUACAGAAUUUGCAUUGUCAGACGUCUUAGAAGUGACAGGUCCUGUCACACAUUGAGUUUUACUUUUAAGAAUACAGAGUGCUUGGAAAAAUAAAUAAUUUUAUUUUACAAAAAUUGUAUAAAAUGCACAGUUACAAAAAAAUAAUCCAGACAAAAAUUGUCUUCUUAAAUACAGUUCUUCCUAUGAGAAAGGACAUAGAUCAGCUUAACAUAAGCACAUAAAUGAGGUAACUCCUUGUUGAAGCUUAUUACGACCAAGCAGAAAUGGGUCAUCACAUACUGCUGCUCUGGUUACAUGAAGCCUGUCAAAAAAAAAAAAGGAAUUAAGAAUAUGUUCUAAAAAGGUUUGCGAGCAUACAGGUAUUUGAUAGCUGAGAUUAGUGUGAAGCAUUUACAGCAUACAAACUGAUUCUUAACAGAGGAAGACUAUUAACAUCAAAGUGUGUGGUUAAACUUUUAGGAGGGAAUUUAGCAAUUGAGUGUUUGUUUCUUAAAGUAGUAUUGAAAUAUACCAGUAUAUAAGAAACCGACUGGAGGGAGGAUGAACUGAGGGACUGUGCUGCCAUUGGCUGUAUUGUGCCAACGUGCUGUGAGCAGUGGCGUCAAUGCCAAAUUUACACAAAUCUGAGUUAGUUCUGGGCUGUCUAAUAACACUACCAGAGGUGAAGUUACAUGGCUAAGUGAUUAACCACUGUAUAUUCAUUGUUUUAUAGCAAAACACUGCACAUACAGACUCCAGGCACCAGGACUACUCCAAAUAGCAUAAGUGGUCUUGCUUGGAGUAACACUUUUACCUUGGUACAACCCCCAGCUGUCCGUUACUUCCUUGUUUGUUUAGUGCAGUGGAGCUAUACUUAAGAAACCAGCAAUUACCCAGAGAAUGUUUACUGAGCUGCAUUGGAAAGUCUGUGAUUGGUCUUGGCUGAGGAAGGAGAUGGCUAACAAGGUUGCAGACCAGAGAUGUACAGCUUUCCCCAGUGAAAAAAUGGAUGAUUAAAUGCAUGCAUGCAUGUUUUCAUUGGGGGUUUAUACCGAACAGUGACUCUCAUAUUGGGGGAGGGGAUGCAGUGGAGUGUAUUUUUAAGACGCUGAACAGAUUAUGCAGUGCAGCAUACCGAGUAAACAAAAUGUACAUACAAACUAACAUUUAAAUAUAAAACAGUAAAUAUUAAAGAGAAAAGGAUAUCCAAAUACAUCAGAUAUAAGCUAAGGUAAUCCAACUAGUAAAGCUGAUUUUAUAAAUAAAAAUAAACACCUUGCAGAAUUAACAUAAAAAUAGAUUACACUCCUAACUCACCAUCAGAUCUCCUUCUCUUCCCGUAAGCUACUGAAAGGCAUUGUUGGCCUCGCUUCAUUACAGCAGUUGGGUUCUUCAUUUCCUGUAGUGAGGAUUGCGCUUGUGAAGAUGUAUUUUGGGUAUGUCUAACUGUUGCAAGAUAUUUUGCGCAUUCCAAAAAUCCUGCAGAAAUAGCAAGGUCUUCAGGGGUAUAUCCCUCUUUAUUGCUUAUGCUAGAAAACAAACGAAAAUGCAGAAGUUUAAUGAAAGUCUUACUUCUCCCCUCAGAAUUUCAUAAACAAGCACUGCAUGUUACUCUAAUGUAAUUAAAUAAACACUUACUCUAUUCUGGCGAAAUGGGCUACCAGAAGACUUAGACAUUCCAAGCUUCCUGAUCGGGCUGCUUUAUGGAUUGGUGCUUCACCAAAACAAUCCUGUAAAAGUACAAAAUAGUUUGUAAAAUGUGAGACAAAAUUUCAUAUAUAAUAUGACAAAUUGGAUAUUAGAAAAUAGUUUAAAACAAUUAUUUGUAAAAUUGUAAUGUAGGACUGGACCCAGAGGUAGAAUAUUUAUGCUAAAUCAAGAAUAACAUUAAGCAUUACCUGUCUGUACAGAUAUUCUGUUGGAUAAUACUUUACACAGAAAAGAACGUAUUAAUGUAAAUAGUUAAUGUAACGUUUUGCAUUAUACCUGCUGAUUGAUGUCAACCCCAGUCUGUAGUUGCCAAAGCAGGAAAAAGGCUUCUCCUCCACCAGCAGCGAGAUGCACAGGAGACUGUCCUACAGUGUCAGCAGGAAGAUUCACUUCAGAGCCGGAUUCCAUUAGUUGGCUCAGACCGUCACACUGAAAAUAGAACACAUCCAACAGUUUUAUAAAAUGCAAUGUUUAUGAAUAGAAUGUACUGUAUAAUAUAUAUUCAGUAAGAUUGGGAUAGUUUUGCCUUUAAAUUAUUUGAUUUAACUUUGCACUUAAUUAAAAUGCGAAUUACAAUACACAAUUAAAGAACAUUGGCAAAAUGAUUUUCCUUUGUUUACCACAAGCACUACAAAACAGCAACUAAAACGUUUAAAUGAGAAAUGAAAUGACUAAAUCUGCUAUAUUUAAAGGAAUAGGAAAAUGCAAUAACCAUGAAAUAUUUACAGUAAAAUGGCACAGUGUAUUGCUAC
Pelobates cultripes (western spadefoot toad) is the source of this 32351-nucleotide messenger RNA. The record is from the annotation of a GenBank genome assembly. Lineage: Eukaryota; Metazoa; Chordata; Amphibia; Anura; Pelobatidae.